AAAGGACUGAAAAAGCCAAACGAUCCGCGUGAAGACGGCUGGCACGCGAUUUGCCAUUGGUUAAAAACGAACUGGCUACGGCAGUGUCCAAAGCAGAGAUUCAAAGAGUUGAACAAAAAGGGCAUACACACAGACAGUAAAAGAAGACAAAGCUAUACAAGAAGGAAGGAUUUAGAAGUAGAAGACUAAGCAGACGAAGAAGAAGCUGAAGAAGACAGUAAGAGAGGACGGAAAUCGUGCGCGCGCGGGCGGUCGAAUCACACAAAAAAGGAAAGAGAAGAUCAUACCGCAUAUGAAAAGCGAUUCGAUUCGAACGGCACAUGCCACCGUUUUACAUAGUUAUCACCUUUCUCCUUUCCACAGUUUUUCGGAUAUCACAGUCUGUGCAUCAUCACUUAAACGAAGAAGAACUCAAACAAGUAUUCGGAGUUUCCAACAAACAUGACGUUCCGGAGUACAGUCUUAUUGAAGCCACAAGGCACCCGCUCAAAAACGGAAAUCUUAAAAUGAAAUUCACCGCUUGGAAUGACACGUACCACUUGAAUUUGCGCAAAAAUUCGCGCAUCGUCAGUCCUCAUAUCAUUUCCGUAGUUCGACAUGGAGACGAUGAUGUCACCACUUAUGCAGGCUUGCGUGAUUAUGAACAAUGUCACUACCAGGGCGAAGUCAAAUCACAUGGCAAUAUGAAAGCCGCCAUUUCCGAUUGUGGCGCUUUGAUGGGUUCGAUUGUCAUGGAGGAUCAUUUUCUCGUGCUUCAAACGCUUCCCAAACGAGUUCACCAUCUACAGAAAGAACGCCAUUUAGUGUACAAAAGAUCUGCUGGACUUUUAACAAAUGCAGAGAGCAAAAUCAGGGAAGAAAUAACGCGACUUCAAGAAGAGCAGGAAUCAUUUUGUGACACCAGUGAGCAACUUGAUGACCCUGCAAUGACUAUUCCAGCCCAUCUUCAUUUCAACUAUACCAUUCCAACAUCUGCUCAACUCGACUCUUCAUUUAUUUUCCCAAAUAUGGAUCCCAUUACUUUAGAAAUCGGAUUAUUUCUUGAUUCUAAACUAUUCGAACAUUUUGAAAGAGAAUACAUCCAAGACGCGGAACAGCAUCUCCUGGAGUUUUCGUUAGCUCUUAUCAAUAACGUUCAUGUUCUUUAUCAACAAGAUACAUUGACACCGAACCUUGAUAUUGUGAUUGUGCGAUAUGAAAUGUGGAGAACUCAGCCGAGUGCUCUCAGCACGGGUGUUCACAAAAACGGUCAAGCUCAAAGUCUCUUGGACGCAUUUUGCCGCUAUCAAGCCCAUAUGAACCCAGGAACUGAUCUAACUGAUAUGAAUCAUUAUGACCAUGGUGUUCUGCUUACGGGAUAUGACAUUUACCAUACGACGACCUCAGUUGCCGGCGUAGCUCCUGUAGCGAGAAUGUGUGACCCGUUAUUCGCUUGUUCGCUUGUGGAAGGACUUCACCUUGGAAGAUCUUUUGUUCUGGCUCACGAAAUGGGUCAUAACAUGGGAAUGGUACACGAUGGUGUUCAAAACCAGUGUAACAAGGGAUGCUGUCUUAUGUCAGCGGUUAAUGGAGCUGGGAAAACCACCUGGUCAGAUUGCUCGGUCCGGGAAUUCAAUGCAUUUUUGUUACAGUUAGACGAGUCUGGCCGAGGAAACUGUCUUCGUGAUGCUUCCCCAGGCCUUAUAUCUACAAAUCACUUAAGUGAUCUUCGACUUCCCGGGCAAAGAUUCACCGCUGAUCAACAAUGCUCUUACUUUUGGGGUCGUGAUUAUAAAGUAGAAAUUCCAAAUGGGAAAGCUAUGGAUGAUAUUUGUCGAAUUCUCUGGUGCGGCAAUAGUGGUUCAACAAUUUCCACAGCUCAUCCAGCACUAGAAGGAAGUUGGUGUGGAGCAAACAAGUGGUGCCACAAAGGUCAGUGCACUCACUGGACAUUUGGUCUCACUCCAGUUCCAAUUGAUGGUGAAUGGAGUGAAUGGGGAGGUGCAGAAAAAGGAUGUCCUAUUCAGCAAUGUGCAGUAUCCGGUAGUAUAACCGUACAGGGCCAGCAUAGAGAUUGCGUUAACCCAGCACCAAAUAACGGCGGAAAAACCUGUGAAGGUGCAAAUAUUAGAGGAAUCGUUUGCGGAGCUACAAGCAGUAACUGCCUUGGAUUUACAAGAGAAGAGUUUGGAAACAAAAUUUGCUCAUCAAUCAAGUACGAUCCCCAUAAGCCUGACCAACAGCUCACAGGAGAAGGGUUUGAGCAUUCUACACAGCCUUGUCGCGUCUGGUGUCAUCUUAUUGGAUCUGAACUCAUCAGAAACAAAGGACAAUUCCCAGAUGGAACACCUUGCGGCUUUGACGCUUACUGUGUCGGUGGUCAGUGCUUGGCACUUUCUUGUGAUAACAAAGCACUUGUCGAGCAACCUGAGGACUGCCCAAGAAUUGAAGGACGUAGUGUUCACCAAUGGGAAGAAUGGUCUUCCUGGUCAGAAUGUAGUGUAUCAUGUGGCCUUGGCGGUAGGGAAGUUCGUGAAAGGAAAUGCUCAUCUGGUAGGAAAUGUCAAGGUGUUUCUGAGGAAAGUCGGCCAUGUGAAGGCGUGCUUCGUGAUUGUGAAGAAUUUGGAGAAUGGAAGGAAUGGGGAUCCUGCAGUGAAAAAUGUGCUCUUGGAGUUCAGAAAAGAUUCAGGCCAUGCCUAACCGACCAAUGUUCUAGUAAACAUUUACAAGAAGAAAGACCAUGUGAUAAUGAAGGUUGCUGGACAAAUUGGGACGAAUGGUCAUCUUGUUCGCAAAGCUGUGGUGGAGGACGAAGAUAUAGAAUACGUAAAUGUUUGGAUGACAAAUGCGAUGGAGAUGAUUUGGAAAAAGAGUCCUGCAACACUCAAAAAUGUAUAUCUCAAUCAUGGGGCGAUUGGCUGCCGUGCUCUGUAUCGUGCGGUAUUGGUUUCCAAAUUCGUGAGAGACUAUGUGAUGGUGAAUUAUGUGCAACUGCUAAUAAACAAGCGAGAACUUGUAAUCAACAGCAAUGUCCGUCCGCAUUUUCACUAUCAGUGUGGAGUGAAUGGGGAGAAUGGACUACGUGCUCUGCUACCUGUGGUGAGGGUUUACAGUCACGGGAAAGAUCUUGUCGACGUGGAUCUUGUACUGAAGAUGAUGCAUCUCAAACUCGGCGAUGUGUAAAUGGACCAUGCGAGCACUCGUAUCUUACCUGGUCUGAAUGGACAACAUGUGAGACUUGCUCUUCUUUUGAUAGCAGGAAGCGUAUAGCAAAAUGUGAUGGAACAACUGAAAAUUGUCAAGACAAAAUCGACGAGGAAACAUGUGAUAUUGCGUGCCUCCGUGAGAAACAUUCAUUUGGUCCCAUUAGUCCAAGGCGACCUAAACUUAUAACUAGCAAUGAUUUGAGAAAGGCAUUUGGUAGACCUUUGCUACCCAUUGAAUCAAUUCAUUCAGAAAAGUGGAGUGAAUGGGGACCGUGCAGUGUUACUUGUGGAUCUGGACGCCGUGUGAGAACAAGAGGUUGCCAGGAAGCAAGUUGUCCUGAGCAACAUAUUCAAACUGAAGAAUGCAAUUUAAACAGUUGCCUGGAAUUGUUUAUUUGGAGUGAUUGGUCCUCGUGUUCAAAGUCAUGUGGCCAAGACGGGAUUCAAACCCGACAAAAGUUGUGCUUAUUCAAUAACGCAGAAUGCUCAAGCUACGCAGAGAGCAGAAGGUGUAAAGAUCUGCCAUCGUGCUCUUCAAUCUCAAGUGGCAGAACAAUCUCAGAAAACGGUUUUGAUGCGCCGCGAUGGUCCGAGUGGUCCUCAUGGAGUGCAUGUUCUUGCUUCUCAUUAACCUCCACCCGUCGAAGAUUCUGUCAAGUGGUCGAUCCUACUGUUCAAGGAUUUUGUGCAGGAGCAAUUUUGGAACAAAUUCCAUGUGCUCCAGGUAGCUGCUCGCCGUCCGCAGGUGGAUGGUCAUUGUGGUCGGAGUGGUCAUCGUGCUCGAAAGAUUGCGGCGACACCGGACACCAAAUUAGAAAUCGAAUGUGUAGUGAACCGAUACCCUCGAAUCGCGGUGCCUAUUGUUCAGGUUACUCAUUUGACCAGCGACCAUGCGUGAUGGAUAAUGUGUGCAGUGACGAGAAGGUGGACGGCGGAUGGACUGACUGGACAGCGUGGAGCGAGUGUACCGAUUAUUGCAGAAAUGGGCACAGAAGCAGAACGAGAUUCUGUGCCAACCCUAAACCUUCACAAGGUGGUGCUCAAUGUACUGGCUCAGAUUUUGAGCUCAAUCCAUGUUUUGAUCCGGCUAGAUGUCAUUUGAGAGAUGGCGGCUGGUCGACAUGGUCAGACUGGACACCUUGUUCGGCUUCGUGCGGAUUUGGAGUUCAGACUCGAGACCGAUCGUGUAGCUCGCCAGAGCCUAAAGGCGGACAAUCAUGCUCAGGAUUAGCGCAUCAGACAUCGCUGUGUGAUCUGCCUGCAUGUGACCACGAAAGCGACGGCGAAUGGUCAGCAUGGAACGAGUGGUCGGGUUGUAUGGGUAACUGUGGCAUUGGUACAAGAACAAGAGUACGAGCUUGUGUCAGCCCACCAGUCAGCGACGGAGGGCAACCAUGUUUUGGAAGAUCGUCAGAAAUCACCGAGUGCCGUCAAUCACCGUCCACCGCUCUGUGCUCCUCGUUCAUUACCUCGUCACAUUUAGCAGACGGUUAUUUCAUAGACACCGACCAGCAGCAGUAGUAAUCAUCGUUUUCAACACAAUUUUUGAAGUCAUAUCCAGGCGGGCUCAAAACUUUUUUGUCAUAUACUUAAUGUAAAUCUUAAACGUUUAGAGAA
Messenger RNA from Caenorhabditis elegans, 4802 nucleotides. It is a transcript of the gene adt-1, whose product is annotated as A disintegrin and metalloproteinase with thrombospondin motifs adt-1. Gene Ontology annotation, biological process: proteolysis. The record is from RefSeq and is marked reviewed. Gene Ontology annotation, molecular function: metallopeptidase activity; metalloendopeptidase activity. Bases 321 to 4706 code for a protein of 1461 amino acids. NCBI's taxonomy places the organism in Eukaryota, Metazoa, Nematoda, Chromadorea, Rhabditida, Rhabditidae. Gene Ontology annotation, cellular component: extracellular region. The transcript has 28 exons.